ACCAAACUGUUUUUGUGUCGUUUUUACGACCCACAAAAAAACCAGAAGAAUUGGAUCGAUUUGUACUAAUACAAUCUCCCCCUUUUCUUCCAGCUGUGGUCCCCGUUCGGCUGAUGAACAUGAAGAAGGAGCUGCAACGGCUCACGCUGAAGGUUCGCAACGAGGCUCCCGAGGAGGAGAGUCUGGCGAAAAUCCGUGCCCUGCGUCGCGAGCUCAAAACGCUGGACGACGAGUUCCGGCAGUUUACGGCAGCGACACCAACGUCGAAGCCUCGCGUGCGCGGCUUCAUGUUCCCGAUCAACAACGAGGACGACCUCGAGCGGCUGGAGUCGACCGUGAUCACGAAUCCGCAAAUUCGGAACCAGUAUAUCGACUACCUGGCUUUCAUAAAACCGGUACGCCAGAGCGUGCAGCAAACGUUCAGCAAGUUCUUCACCGACCAGUGUAUGACAAACUACAACUGGCAUGGCCUGGAGAAGGUGUCCUACCCGCGAACCCCGAAAAGACCCAUGCAAAAGUACGAAAUCUUCAACAGCUGCAUGAUCGAGGCCUGGCAAAGCCACGGAAUCGACCAGGAAAUGCUCGUCGAGCAGCUGAAAAAGGCCGUGUACGCCAUCAGCCGCCGGCGCUACACCAAGAACCAGGCCAUCAGGAAGAAAAAUCGGCUGAAUGAAGAAAGUGCUGCGCUGCUAAAUGAUGACGGAACGCCACAACAAGUCGAAGAAGUAGAGACAAGCGAAGAGAUAGUGAUGUGAAGAACUGUCUUGACGGCAAACUGAACGAAGUCGGUCUGGCCGACUUUUUCAUCGCGUCAAAAAAACCACGGCUACUAGGUUGGCCAGGCCGACUUUGCCGUGUUUGCCGCAGAGAGGAUUCGUUGCAAUCUGAUGAAAAGUCCUAAGCUGCUCUAAAUUACUUUUUUUUUGGGUUAAUUAAAGAUUAAUUCUUGACAA
Messenger RNA from Culex pipiens pallens (northern house mosquito), 953 nucleotides. RefSeq lists its product as uncharacterized. Lineage: Eukaryota; Metazoa; Arthropoda; Insecta; Diptera; Culicidae. The record is from RefSeq and is a predicted model, not a curated record. The coding region runs from base 114 to 755 and encodes 213 amino acids. The transcript is spliced from 3 exons.